Fulvia fulva is the source of this 1785-nucleotide messenger RNA. RefSeq lists its product as uncharacterized. The transcript has a single exon. The record is from RefSeq and is a predicted model, not a curated record. Bases 1 to 1785 code for a protein of 594 amino acids. NCBI's taxonomy places the organism in Eukaryota, Fungi, Ascomycota, Dothideomycetes, Mycosphaerellales, Mycosphaerellaceae.
AUGGACCAUCGCGAGGAACAACCGCCUCCGCCUGUCUCAGUCGUGGUGGACGAGAAGUCGGCAGCCGACACGGGAACGCCCUCUGCCGCUGAACCUUCAUCCGCGGGAACUGCUUCUGCCACACCCACGAGUGCCCUCACUUCGUCAUCCAGCUUGUCACCACCAGUAUCGCCUCCAGCAUCGCCUCCAGCAUUGCUACCAGAGCGUCACCGAUCACAAGACGAUAUCCAUUCUACCCGGCCAAAGUUUGAUCGCCUAGGCAAUCCGCUUCCUUCCAGCCGCGGCUCAAGUGCCAUGUCUUCUGUCUAUGGCACAAGCAAGAUCAGAUUGCCUGGCGAUCUGGGCGCAAAGGAUCCACGGAGGCCCAAAUCUCCACCUCCGCCUAGACUGCCUGGUGAUCUGGGGCCAAACGAUCCGCGACGACCAAAGUCGCCUGCACCUAUGAGCGCCGCUAGCAGCCCUGCGCCAUCGCCGCAUCAUGCAAGGCAUGCAAGUGACGAUGGCGGCGGAGGACGGUUGCAGGAAGAUCCACCGGAGCCUGGACAAGAACAGCCAAGUGACGAUGAUGCCGACGCUGAUAACGACAACGAUACGGAUCGCGAUGUGGACGAUCGGCGAGGUCGUGGUAGGAAACGACCCGAGCCCGGAAGGACGACAUCUGGCAAGUCGAUCAAUGUUCGCGAAGAUAGCGACGAUGAUUCGGAGCGGGAAGCCUUUCCAGAAGGACUCAAGCCGGAUCCCACGAAGGGUGAGAGUAAGCUGUCUUUCAAGAAAGACCCGAAAAUAAGAAUCCAGAGUCCUGGAUCAAGCGGCAGAAGGCGUGUUCAUCCUUCUACAGCCUUUGACGCUGCGCCAUCAGGCGCUUCGACGCCACUACAUUCCGAUGACGAGUCGCAAUCGGAGCUGCGGAUGGCCCAGAAACUUUCUUUAACAAUGUCAGCCAUACACAGCACGCCAUCGGCGCAUCGGGUGAUACGACAGAUCAUUCGCGGAGACUUUGAGCAUUUCCAGCGCGAAGCAGAAGACGGCCGUAAGCGGCAAAGAAUGUAUCUCGUUGCCACAGAUAUGUCGCCUGAAGCCGAAUAUGCUCUUGAGUGGACCAUUGGCACAGUCUUGCGAGACGGCGACACCCUCUUCGCAGUCUAUGCCGCAGACGAGGAGCAUGUUGGCAACGAAGGCGACGGUGGUGUUGAAGUGGGCCAGGGUGCGAACAGUGUCAAAGAUACUGCUACACUACUGAAGAGUCUUCCGGCAAUCCAGCAGGCUGUUUCGCAGUCGUCCCCUCUUGCACGAUCAAGUCUGGGCGGCAAUGGCAGCAAGGAAGAUAUUCGGAGUCGCAGCAGAGGUGUAUACUCAAAUGCCGAGACUGAACGCCGGAAAGCCAUGGAAGGUGUGACCGAGCGCUGUGUGAGGCUCCUCCGGAAGACACACCUGCAAGUCCGAGUCGUGGUAGAAGUGUUCCACUGCAAAUCUCCUCGACACAUGAUCACAGAAGUCAUCGACUUCCUCUCUCCUACGCUGGUAAUUAUUGGUUCCCGCGGCAGGAGUGCAGUGAAGGGCGUGCUUCUCGGCAGCUUCAGUAAUUACCUGGUCACCAAGAGUUCUGUACCGGUCAUGGUCGCCAGAAGGAAACUGCGCAAACACUCUAAGCCGGUGAAGAACAAAGACGGACUGGCAGUACCAUACUCGGGCACAGGACGUUCCCGACACUUCAGCAAUAUGAUUGAGCCAGCGAGAGGGAAGGGACUGCGCGUGAAGGAUUGGGAGCAUGUCGGUAUCGACUAG